AUGGGGCCGCAUCCACACCUUCGCUUCCAGCCACGAGGGUCCCUCCUGACUAGUCUCCAACCAAGUCCUCGACUAUCUCUAUCUCCUCGCAACAGGUCUCGUCCAGCUGACCUUGCCAUGACCUCCGAGUUCAACCCAAGGGCCUCCUCCAGCCAGAGAGACAACCUGAAGGACAGAGUCACCCACAGGGAAACGAGCGAGGCCGCGGACUCCCCCCGCCACAGACACCACCAUCGGGUCCGCCAUCACCACGCCCACCAAUCCGCCCCCCCUUCCUCCUCCUCCUCAAACUCCGCCCCUUCCUCUUUAAACUCCGCCCACGACCCUUCAAACUCCUCCCAUAACCUCUUUAGCCCCACCCACAACGCCCUAAGCCCCGCCCCCCGUUACGACUCCGCGUGGCACGAAUGGUCGAGCGCGGUGCUUCGGGGCAAGAGGGAACGAUACGACCCGACGGAGAACGAGAUCUCAGAGGGGCCGUGGGGUCCCUGGGGGGCGCCGGCCUCCUGCUCCAGGUCCUGCGGCGGCGGCGUCAGGGUGGCCCUUAGGCAGUGUCGGGGUCAGAGCCCAUCAGAUUGCGUCGGGUCCACGAAGAAGUACGAAUCUUGCAACCUUGAUCCAUGCCCCUGGGUCCCGACCGACUACCGCGCGGAGCAGUGUGCCAAGUUCAACACCGUGCCUUUCGAGGGGAAAUACCACCGCUGGGUGCCCUACCUGAAGGCUCCGAGGAAAUGUGAACUCAACUGCCAGCCUUUGGGAGAGCGGUUCUACUACAGACAUGCUAUGAAGGUGGUAGAUGGGACGCCCUGUGAUGAUACAGGCAAGGCGGUGUGCGUCGAUGGUAUUUGUAUGCCAAUCGGGUGCGACUUCAAGCUCGGUUCGACGGCCCGGGAGGACAAGUGUCGUGUGUGCGGCGGCGACGGGUCGACCUGCAACACCAUUCGGGGGACGUUCACGCAGGAGAUUCUGACGGCUGGAUAUAACGACAUUUUCCUUAUACCGGCCGGAGCGACGAACAUCUACGUCGAGGAAAUGACCGUUUCGUAUAACCAUUUGGCCCUCCGCAACACCAGCGGCCACUUCUACAUCAACGGCGACUGGCGCCUCGACGCUUCCAAGUCCUUCACUGUGCCCGAGUCGUCGUCAGGCAGGUCAGGUCAGGUCACGGGCCUCACGACGACCUUCCACUACGAGAGGAGGUCAGGAGGUCAAGAGGGCGUAGGAGUUUUCUCGCCUGAGGUCCUAAGGGCGAAGGGACCCACGACGGAGGCUCUUUAUGUGGUGCUCCUGUACCAAGAACCCAACAAGGGCGUCCGUUACGAGUACAGCGUGCCCCUGGAGGUUGGCCAGGGCGAAGCAGAGGUGUACGACUGGCUCUUCGGUACCUUCGGCGAGUGCUCGGUGCCCUGCGGUGGAGGCGUGAAGACCCGCAACGUGACGUGCGUGCGGACGAAUGACCUGCUUCCGGUGAGCGAGUACUUGUGUGACCCGAGGGAGAGGCCCGACCAGAACGCGACCUGUAAUGACCUGCUUUGUCCUGCCAGAUGGGAACUCGGCGCCUGGACCCCGUGUUCGAGCUCCUGCGGCCAAACAGGACUUCAAUUCCGCACCGUCUUUUGCUCCAGAAGGUUCGGCCAACAGGGUCUUCUCGCCGUCGCUGAGGAUUGGAAUUGCCUGACGAAGGAAGAGGAAGAGGAGGAGGAGGAGAGGACGUGGCUGGAGGAAGGAGGAAGAUCAGGAGGAGAAUUAGGAAGUCUUUUGGGAUCCUUGGAGAAGCCGGCGAGCGUGAGGGAGUGUAAUAGAGAGCUGGCCUGUCCGUCUUGGCACGUCGGAGCCUGGGCGCCGUGCUCCAAGCUCUGCGGCCCCGGCCAGCAGAGGCGAAAGAUCACGUGCCACCGCCGCAGUGCCACCGGUCGCCUUGAGGCCCUGGGCGACGAGGAGUGCCUGGAGGAGAAGCCGGAGGAGGAAAGGGCGUGCGAGGUCGUCCCCUGCGGCGGCGUCGACUGGGUGGCCGGGGACUGGAGCGGGUGCGGGCGCGGGUGCGGGCAGCUGCUGGAGACGCGGCCGGUGCUGUGCGUGGGCCAAAGGGGGAGUGUCCUUCCCGUAGACUUCUGCGAGGCCGCCCGCCGCCCGCCCAACACCCGCAACUGCUCUGACGUCACGGACUGCGAGUUCCGCUGGUACGCCUCCGAGUGGAGUCAGUGCUCGACCCCCCGCGGCGAGGGCGUCCGCACGCGGCACGUGCUCUGCGGCUCCUGGGACGCGACGAAGGGAACCGUGGCCAGUGUUGCAGAGUCGAGUUGCAACGCUGCAAAGAAGAUGAGCGGAAUGGAAGCUUGCAACGGGACGAAGGCGGAGAUGGAAGAGAAGAAGGAAGAGGAGAAAGAAGAGAAAGAAGAGGAGGAGGAGGAAGAAGAGAAUGGUGAAUGGUUCGCCGGGCCGUGGAGUAAAUGCUCCAAGGCCUGCGGUGGUGGUUCUAAAACAAGGAAGAUUUUAUGCUACAAAUCCGGUGCUCAGGCCACUGUUGCAGAAUGCAAUGCCAACCUGAUACCCUAUGCCCUCGAGACAUGCAACAACCAUGCCUGCGGAGACGAUGAAAUUCUUGGAAUAGAUCGCAUUGACGAAGAAGAAGUGUGCGAUGAAGAUGAUGAUGAGGAAGAGGAGGAGAGUUCGGGCGACGUCGCAACCUCCUCGUCAGGAGACGCCCUCGACACGUCUUCAGGAGAAAUACUAGCCGACGAAGGAUCUGGCAGACAGGAGGAGGAAAGUGGAUCGGCGGAAUACCCGGCAUCUCCAAAGCCCCGAGAAGAGGAAGAAGAGGGAAAUCUGAAUACACUGAACGCGGUUUUCGGGCUCCGCUCUAGACGCUCGGCGACAACUUUAUUGAGUGACGAGGCCGAAGGGUCUGGUUUCGGAUCGUCUGGCUAUGGCCCUGGCUUCGGUUUGUCAGGCUGGCUUGGCUCCGGUUCAGGCAACGCGUUCGGGUCCGGCAACGAAGUCGAUGUGGACGCGUUCGGACGAGAGAAGAAGAAGAAGAAGGAGGAAAAAGGAAAACCCAAGAAGAAGGAAGAGGCAGACAAGAAGAAGCAGAAGAAGAAGAAGAAGAAGAAGUGCCAAGAGGAAGAUAAACCGAAUAAGGGAGAUAAGGAAGACGAAGAGAAUUGCCUUCAGUCGCUGUUCGGUUGCUGUCCGGAUAGGCUGACGGCGGCGUCGGGUCCUUUCCAGAGAGGCUGCCCCAAAGUGACCUCCUGCACCGACACCCUCCACGGCUGCUGCCCCGACGGCUUCAGCAUCGCCCGAGGCCCCGACGGCGAAGGCUGCUCGGUGGGCGUGUCCGGAGGAGUGGCCACGCCCCUCUGCGCCAACGCCCUCUUCGGCUGCUGCCCCGACGGCGCCACGGAGGCCGAGGGACCCGACGGCGCGGGCUGCGAAGAUCUCAUGACCUACGACUGCGGCGGCACGGAAUUCGGCUGCUGCCCCGACGGCGUGUCCCCGGCGAAGGGAAAGAACUUCUUCGGCUGUGAGGAAGCCGAGUGCGAGGGGUCGGCGCCCUGCGAUGACACCACUCUCCUCCCACCCACCACGAUCCACACCCUCUCUUCCUCUUCCUCUUUCCCCACCUUCACCACGCCCACGCCCACGCCCACGCCCACCACAACCGAAAUCCCACCGGACUGUUUCUUCACGCGGUUCGGAUGCUGUUCGGAUAACUACACCGCCGCCCAUGGAGAGAACGGGGAGGGAUGCUGUUUGAGUAACGAAUUCGGAUGUUGUCCGGAUAACAUUAGAGAGGCGAAGGGGCCGUUCCAUCAAGAGUUCGGAUGCUGUCCGGAUAACAUUAGAGAGGCGAAGGGGCCGUUCCAUCAAGGUUGCGGCUGCGAAUUCAGCGCGUACGGCUGUUGUCCGGAUAACGAGACGGUGGCGCGCGGUCCGGGUAACGAAGGCUGCGGUUGCGAAUACACGCCCUAUGGCUGUUGUCCGGAUAACCACACGCCCGCAGGUAGUCCGGAUAAGGAGAAAGGAUGUCCGUGUCACAGCUUCCAGUUCGGUUGCUGUCCGGAUGGCGUGGGUAUUGCGCGAGGACCGAACGGCGAAGGCUGCGGGUGCCAGUACUCGCCCUUCGCCUGCUGCCCCGACGGCAAGACGCCCGCCAGCGGCCCCGACCUCGAGAAAGCCUGCGGGUGUGAGGCGUCGGCUUUCGGCUGCUGUCCCGACGGCGCCACGAAGGCGUCGGGGAGGCUCUUCGAAGGCUGCGAGGCCGGGCAGGUCGAGGUGCAGGUGCCGGGAGAGGUGUGCGGCCACGCCAAGGACCGCGGGCCUUGUGGGAACUUUACGGUCAAGUGGUACUUCGAUAUGGACUACGGCGGCUGCAACCGCUUCUGGUACGGGGGCUGCGAAGGGAACCUCAACCGCUUCGCUUCCCAAGAGGAGUGCGCGGCUGCCUGCGUCGAACCGGAGGGGAGAGAAACCUGCCGGCCUUCCCCCGACCUCCGGCCUAGCACGGGUCCGUCCCUUCCAGAAACCACGACGCCGCGAGAGGACGCUGCAAGCCCUUACGUGUUGUGUUUGUUUGGGGACAGGGACGGCGGAUGCUUGGGAAACAACAACCGAUUUGCGGACCGGGACGCGUGCGAGCAGAAGUGCGUCGUGCCGGAGAGGACGGUGUCUUUGUUUGUGUGUAUUUGUUUGUGUCUUUGUUUGGGUUUGUUUGGGGAGAGGAGGUUGUGUUUGUUUGGGGACAGGGACGGCGGAUGCUUGGGAAACAACAACCGAUUUGCGGACCGGGACGCGUGCGAGCAGAAGUGCGUCGUGCCGGAGAGGACGGACCCCUGCCUCCAAGAAGUAGCCCCGGGUCCCUGCCGAGGCAACUACACCCGCUGGGCUUUCCAUCGCGAGCAGAAGGCGUGUCGUCCCUUCGUCUUCGGCGGCUGCAAGGCCACGGCCAACAACUUCCUGAUGGAGGAGGAGUGCGUGCAGCGCUGCUUGAAGGGCGGCAGGAGAGACCUAUGCACCCUCCCCAAGGCAUCGGGUUUGUGCGACGAGACGAUACCUCGCUGGUACUAUGACUACUCCGAAAAGCGCUGCAUGCCUUUCUACUACACGGGCUGCGACGGUAACGCCAACCGCUUCGACACCAGAGGAGAGUGUGAGGCCACGUGUCCUGGGGAAGUGGAAGACCAAGGGAAAGAGACCUGUUAUCUGCCCAUCGCCGUCGGCACGUGCUCUGACCACCAGGAGCGUUGGCACUAUGACACCCGUGCCAGAGAGUGCCGCGCCUUCGUCUACUCCGGUUGUGAAGGAAAUGCCAAUAACUUCGCCACGUUGGCCGAGUGCGCCGAUCUGUGCGGGAAAGUGGAGGUAGACCUUGCAGCCGAGGAGGAGUUUGAUGGAGGCCACUGUUCCCUGCCCCAAGACGCCGGCCCUUGCACCGACUACCAAACGCGCUGGACCUACGACAGUGCGACUGGCGUCUGCAAGCAGUUUGUUUACGGCGGUUGCCAUGGGAACGAGAAUCGCUUCGGGUCACGUGACGAGUGCGAGAGGAGAUGUGGCAACGCUGUGGACCUAUGCGAUCUGCCUCGUGUGGUUGGUCCAUGCAGUGGGAGUUUCCGGCAGUACUUCUACGAAAAGGAAAGAGACCAGUGCUUCGAGUUCGACUACGGUGGAUGUCAGGGAAACAAGAACAGGUUCGAUUCUCUCCGCCUGUGCCAGCAGCGGUGCCAACGCCGGGAGGACAAGACGACGUCGACAACACUGACGCCCGACGACCUGUUUGGGGAAGAAAACACGUUUGUCGAAGACCCGACAGAGGCCCUGCCGGAGAUCUGCAAACAGCCCGUGGACACUGGACCCUGUCGAGGCGCGCUGCCCAGGUUCUACUUCGACGCCUCCUCAAGCCGGUGCGUCGGCUUCUCGUACGGAGGAUGCAGGGGAAACGCCAACAGGUUCAUUUCGGCCGAGAUGUGCGAGAGGCAGUGCGGGCAGUUUAGAAAUCAAGACGCAUGCAACCUGCAACCUAGCAGGGGUCCUUGCAACGGCUCGUACCGGAAGUGGCACUACGACCCUUACGAGCGACGUUGCAAAGCCUUCCCCUACAGCGGCUGCCUCGGAACCAGCAACAGGUUCUCGACGCAGGAAGAAUGCGAGGCAGUUUGUGUCUAUCACGAUACCCUCCUGCCCAGAGGAAACGACACACAGGAAGCGAAUAUAAUGCUCUGCGAGUUGGCAGCCGACCCAGGGCCCUGUUCGGACGGCUACAAGCGGUGGCACUUCUCUGCGGAGGAAGGCACUUGUGUUCCCUUCACUUACGGAGGCUGCGGAGGGAACCUGAACCGCUUCAAAAAGUUCAGUUCCUGCGUCGAGUUCUGCUCCGCUGCGGUCGAGCGAUACCGGGGAUCCAUACCCACGACCACUCACGACCCGAAUGCCAUCGUGGUGUCUCGUCCUGACAGUGUCACAGACUGUCAAGCGGAACGAAUCGAGUGCCAACUGCUGAGCUGCCCGUACGGCCUGCAGAAGGCGGUGGACGGCCGCGGGUGCCACGUCUGCUCCUGCUACGACCCCUGUGAGCGGAAGCGAUGCCCUCCUCUGACCCAGUGCGCCGUUGACCUGACCUCGGGCGCUGACCUGACCUCCGGAGGGCGGUGGGUUGGGGUGUGUCGCGAAGUGACCAAAGCAGGACAGUGCCCCUCCCCCAGCGGGCGCCCCAUUCCCUCGGAGUGCCAAGACGAGUGUGAGAAUGACUCGGGUUGCCAUGGAGACCAGAAGUGUUGCCAUAACGGGUGCGCUUUCUCUUGCGUCAAGCCUGUGCCGGAGAAAGGGGAGGAGGGGGAGGAGGAGGCUGUCUCUCGGCCUCCGUUCACGACGCCUGUGCAAGUAGUGACAGGCACUCCCGCCCGCAUCGUUGGCACUGACGUCGAGGUUCGUGCCCAGGAGAACGAUGUGGCUGUCCUUCGGUGCCGUGCCAAGGGAGUGCCAACGCCCGUGAUCACGUGGCAUAGGAAGGGACACCCGGUCGACACGGAAAACGACGCCAGCCGCUUCAGAAUCCUCACGGGCGGCGCUCUGCAGGUGGUCAACACGGAACGGGCGGACGCGGGCGUUUACACGUGUCGGGCGGCCAACGGCGUGGGCGGCCCGGACGAGAGGGAGAGUCGCCUCGUUAUCACGGACCCGACGCCCCGCCCCUCGCAAAUCAUCCCCUGGGGCCGCGGCGGCGGAGGGCGUGGCUUACCAGGCUCCUCCUCGUCCAAUCCCGUGGUGUCCCUGGGAAGCUCCGCCCACCUGUACUGCCGCGCGGUAGGCUGGCCCCGCCCCUCGGUCACGUGGUGGCGAGGGAGCAACAUGCUGCCUCUCUCGUCGCCUCAGUUCGAGCUCUACCGCCACGGCGUGCUGGUCGUCCGGCGCGUGACGCUCCCGGCCCUCGGUCCCUACACGUGCCAGGUUUACAACGGCCGCGGGAAGGCCAAGUCCCAUACGGUCGUCCUCCAUGCUUUGGGGCCUGUUUAUCCUGGGGCUCAAGGAGGAGGUAGUAGGGGGGGGGAUGUAGGGGGAGGGUAUCCUGGAAACCUCCGGGAGUUUCUCAAGUACGUGGUGGAGCCUCCGGAGGCGCCUGGUAUCCCGAAGGAGGCGAAGGCGGAGGAGGUCGUCAAAACGACGGCUUUCCCGGCCAUCUUGCCGUCCAGUCGCCCCUUCUGGCCGCCUUAUGUAGGUCGUCCGGACAAGGCAGGGUCCGCCCUACCUGCUACGACUACUAUAACGACUACUAUGACGACUACCGAACGACCUUAUAUUGAACCCCUAAGGGCGACUAUCCGCAUCAACUCCACGGAAUUCACGCCUCAAGGAACUGUGCGGAUCCCGUGCGAAGUGAGUGGUUUUCCGAGGCCGAGGCUGAGCUGGUUCAAGGACGGCGUCGAGGUGGAGACUCGAGGCCGGUUCGCCAUCGAAGACGACCACACUCUUGUCAUCUCCGCGGCCGAGGAAACUGAUUCAGGAUUCUACAGGUGCGUCGCCGAAAACGCCUUCGGGAAAGCAGACAGCUCCACGCCCGUCACGAUUCGAGGUAUCUACGUGCACCCUGCCUGCACAGACAACCCGUUCUUUGCCAACUGCAAGCUGAUCGUGCAAGCGAGAUAUUGCACCAAUAAAUACUACGCGAGGUUCUGUUGCAAAUCGUGUACGCUGGCCGGGCAACUGCCUUCGUUCGGGGCGCAUUUGCAAUUCGUGAAGAAGAAGAAGUAGGAAGGGAAGAGAAAAGGAAGAGAAAAGGAAGGGAAGAGAAAGAGAAGGGAAAAGGAA
Messenger RNA from Penaeus indicus, 8301 nucleotides. Its product is annotated as papilin-like. The record is from RefSeq and is a predicted model, not a curated record. The coding region runs from base 1 to 8244 and encodes 2747 amino acids. Lineage: Eukaryota; Metazoa; Arthropoda; Malacostraca; Decapoda; Penaeidae. Gene Ontology annotation, biological process: extracellular matrix organization; proteolysis. Gene Ontology annotation, molecular function: serine-type endopeptidase inhibitor activity; metalloendopeptidase activity. The transcript is spliced from 48 exons. Gene Ontology annotation, cellular component: extracellular region; extracellular matrix.